Molecule: messenger RNA, 690 nt
Organism: Zonotrichia leucophrys gambelii
Lineage: Eukaryota; Metazoa; Chordata; Aves; Passeriformes; Passerellidae
Gene: HOXD1
Product: homeobox D1
Exons: 2
Coding region: 1-690 (229 amino acids)
Biological process (GO): regulation of transcription by RNA polymerase II
Cellular component (GO): nucleus
Molecular function (GO): RNA polymerase II cis-regulatory region sequence-specific DNA binding; DNA-binding transcription factor activity, RNA polymerase II-specific
Source: RefSeq, a predicted model, not a curated record
AUGGAGCUGGGGUACUUCGCUCUCGCCUUUCCGCCGGGGCUGUGCCGCGGUGCCCCGCAGGCCCCGUAUCCCCAGCGGGGGGAUGACGCCUUCCUGGCGCUGGGCACCACGGCCAGCGCCGCGUCCCCCCCGCAGGCGCCGGGCUACGCGGCCGCUGCCCCCGCGGCGCUGGGCCCCGGCUGCCGCCCGUCGCGGGGAGCCGCACCGCCGGCCUACGCCUCGUCCAUCCUCGCCGGGAGCGGCCGCUCCCGGGACCCCGAGCACCCCUGCCCCUGCCCCUGCCUGGGCGCGGGCGGCGGGGCGCUCCGGCACCUCUCGCCCUGCCCCGGGGCCGCCCCCGCGCCCGCCCGCCCGGCUCCCGCGGCGGCCCCGGCGGCGCCCCGCACCUUCGAGUGGAUGCGAGCGAAGCGGAGCCCGCCCGGCAGAAGCGGCCCGGCGCCGUGCGGGGGGGAAGCUCCCGCCUGCUCCGCACGCACCAGCUUCAGCACCCGGCAGCUCACGGAGCUGGAGAAGGAGUUCCACUUCAGCCGGUACCUGUCGCGGGCCCGCCGCCUCGAGGUGGCCCGCUCGCUGCGCCUCCGCGACGCCCAGGUGAAGGUCUGGUUCCAGAACCGCCGCAUGAAGCAGAAGAAGCGGGAGCGGGAGGCGCUGGCCGCCCCCGCCGCCGCUGUCCCGGGCGGCCCCGCCUGA